Jatropha curcas is the source of this 4815-nucleotide messenger RNA. RefSeq names its product BRI1 like (gene BRL1). Gene Ontology annotation, molecular function: protein binding; ATP binding; protein kinase activity. Lineage: Eukaryota; Viridiplantae; Streptophyta; Magnoliopsida; Malpighiales; Euphorbiaceae. Gene Ontology annotation, biological process: protein phosphorylation. The record is from RefSeq and is a predicted model, not a curated record.
UUCUCCCUCAAUUUCCUCUUCCUUGCCUCUCUCUCUCUCUCUCUCAACUUGUCCUCUUCAGUAUUCUAAAAUUCUAUUCUAUUCCCUCUCUUUGAUGUCACUUUACUUGGUCUUCCACGACUCUCCUUUUCUUCUUGACAUUUUUGCUCUUUCUCUUUCUUCUUCUUUACCUAAGCUUUGAACCAGAAGGAGGAGGAGGAGGAGGAAUAUAAUGACUACCAAGAAAUAACUCUCCUCUGAUCUGAAUUCUGAUCUGAACUGAUAUCUUUUUGUUUUAAAAAAAUAUAUAAAAUAUAAUAAUUGGUGAUGGUGUGACUGGUGGUGGAUUCGUCUGAAUAGUACUAAGUUUUGAGUGACAGCCGACAGUUCUGCAAAUCGUAUCCAUUCUUUCUCUUUCUCUUUCUCUUUCUCUCUGUCUUCUUUAACGGCCUUCUCUUAUUGUUUCUUGGACUUGCACUCAACUUGUCACAACUGCCUAUUACAUCACCUAAUAACACUCGGUUUUGAGGCAGCAAGGGUUGGUUAGAUAAUAUGGAGAAAUGAAACCCUGAAGAAGAACAGAUCUCAAAUUGUAAAAUAUGGAGAACAAGAUGAUGUUGCUGCUGUUAAAUGGAAGAUACAGAGAAAAAAAUGGAGGAGGAGAAAAAGAAGAUUUAAGAUUUAUUUUAUGAUUCAAUUUCAUAUCAUAAAUAGAGCUUGUUUGAGCUCAAAUUGGGAUCCAGUUGAAAAAAUCUGACAACAAAAUGAAGAAACAAUGGAGAAUUAUGGUAAUUUUUGGUUAUGUACUUCUACUCUUUCUAAAAUUGGCUUCUUCCAGUAAUGAUGAAGUUGCGGGGUUAUUGGCUUUCAAAAAAUCCUCUAUUAAAACUGAUCCAAAUAAGAUCCUAAUCAACUGGACUGCUAAUUCCUCUAGUCCGUGUUCUUGGUUUGGUGUCUCUUGUUCUGCUGGCCAUGUUACUGCCCUCAACCUCACAAAUACUGGCCUCAUUGGCAGUCUCCACCUGCCUGACCUCAUCGCUGCUUUGCCAUCUUUGAAGCUUCUUAGUCUGAGAGGUAAUUUGUUUUCUGCUGGUGAUCUUUCUGCCACAUCAGUUUGUGCUCUGGAAACGCUUGACUUGUCUUCCAAUAAUAUCUCUGAUCCUUUACCUGGAAAGUCCUUUCUUGUGUCAUGUAAUCAUUUGGCUCAUGUUAAUCUGUCACACAAUUCAAUUCCUGGUGGUAUUUUCCGGUUUGGUCCUUCUUUGUUGCAGCUUGAUUUAUCUGGCAAUAGUAUUUCUGAUUCUGCGAUUUUGGCUCAGUGUCUCUCUAUUUGCCAGAAUUUGAACUUUCUCAAUUUCUCUAAUAAUAAGUUCUCUGGCAAUCUUGAAACAAUUCCUUUAUCUUGUAAGAGACUAUCAGUUUUAGACCUUUCAUAUAACUUGUUCUCUGGGGAGAUACCAUCUAGUUUUGUUGCAAAUUCUCCACCAUCACUCAAGCAUCUCGAUCUUUCCCACAAUAACUUCUCUGGUACCUUUUCUAGUCUUGAUUUUGGGCAUUGUGGUAAUCUUACUUUGUUCAAUGUGUCUCAGAAUAGACUUUCUGGUAAUGGGUUUCCUAUUAGUCUGAGUAACUGUGAGGUUUUGGAGAUUCUUGACCUUUCUCAUAAUGAGCUACAAAUGAAUAUUCCCGGUGCUUUGUUGGGAGGAUUGAAGAAUUUGAGGCAGUUAUAUUUAGCUUAUAAUCAGUUCCUUGGGGAUAUUCCUCCUGAAUUGAGUCAGGCUUGUGGGACUUUGCAGGAAUUGGAUCUAUCAGGAAAUAGACUUACUGGAGGUUUGCCGUCGAACUUUGUAUCAUGUUCUUCUUCUUUGCAGAGCCUAAACCUUGGCAAUAAUCUCCUUUCAGGAGAUUUUCUCACUUCUGUUGUCAGUAAUCUUCAUAAUCUGAAAUAUCUUUAUGUACCAUUCAACAACAUUACCGGUCCAGUGCCUUUAUCUCUUACAAAUUGUACUCAGCUUCAAGUUCUUGACCUUAGUUCUAAUACCUUCACUGGGAGUGUUCCUUCUAAGUUCUGCACAUCCUCGAACCCCUCUGCAUUGCAGAAGUUACUUCUGGCUAGUAAUUAUCUAUCCGGGAAUGUACCCUCCGAGCUUGGAAGCUGUAAAAACCUGAGGAGAAUCGAUCUUAGCUUCAACAAUCUGAAUGGUCCAAUUCCUUUAGAGGUUUGGAACUUGCCAAAUCUCUCCGACUUGGUUAUGUGGGCAAAUAACCUCACAGGUCCAAUUCCUGAAAGCAUUUGCAUGAAUGGAGGGAACCUUGAGACUUUGAUUCUCAACAACAAUCUCAUAAAUGGAAGCAUUCCGCAAUCCAUUGGUAAUUGCACCAAUAUGAUUUGGAUUUCACUUUCUAGCAACCAGCUUACUGGAGAUAUCCCUUCCAGUAUUGGAAAUCUUGCUAACCUUGCUAUACUCCAAAUGGGUAACAAUUCGCUUAGUGGACAGAUUCCACCAGAGCUUGGCAAGUGUCGGAGCCUCAUUUGGCUUGACUUGAACAGCAACGACCUUAUUGGCCUCCUCCCACCUGAGCUCGCAGAGCAAGCUGGUCAAAUUGUUCCAGGCGUUGUGUCAGGAAAGCAGUUUGCUUUUGUGAGAAAUGAAGGUGGGACGUCUUGCAGAGGAGCUGGAGGACUUGUUGAAUUUGAGGGGAUUCGAGCAGAGAGGCUGGAAAAUUUCCCUAUGGUUCACUCUUGUCCAACGACAAGAAUUUAUUCUGGCAAGACAGUUUACACAUUCGCAAACAAUGGCAGCAUGAUAUAUCUUGAUCUUGCUUACAAUUCCUUGUCAGGAACUAUUCCUGAAAACUUUGGUUUAAUGAGCUAUUUGCAGGUUCUCAACUUGGGGCAUAACAAUUUAACGGGAACUAUUCCUGAUAGUUUUGGAGGUUUGAAAGAAAUUGGAGUUCUCGAUCUCUCUCACAAUAAUCUUCAAGGAUUUAUACCAGGAUCUUUAGGGACUCUUUCAUUUCUUAGUGAUCUUGAUGUCUCUAACAACAAUCUCUCUGGUGUAAUCCCUUCCGGUGGUCAGCUAACAACUUUCCCAGCAUCCAGGUAUGAAAACAAUUCCGGUCUUUGUGGGGUACCACUGGCCCCUUGUGGCUCUGGGCACCGCCCAGCAAGCUCUUAUACUAGGGGAAAGAAGCAGUCAGUGGCAGCAGGAAUGGUCAUUGGCAUUGCAUUCUUUGUCUUGUGUAUUUUUGGCCUCACGUUAGCUCUUUACCGAGUGAAGAAGUACCAACACAAGGAAGAAGAGAGAGAGAAGUAUAUUGAAAGCCUUCCAACUUCAGGUAGCAGCAGCUGGAAACUUUCAGGUGUUCCUGAGCCUCUUAGCAUUAACAUUGCCACAUUUGAGAAACCUCUGCGUAAGCUGACCUUUGCCCAUCUGCUUGAGGCUACUAAUGGUUUUAGCGCUGACAGCUUGAUAGGGUCUGGAGGGUUUGGAGAGGUCUACAAGGCACAACUAAAAGACGGCUGUGUUGUUGCAAUAAAGAAACUUAUUCGUGUUACAGGUCAAGGAGACAGAGAAUUUAUGGCAGAAAUGGAAACUAUAGGGAAAAUCAAGCACCGGAACCUAGUUCCUUUGCUUGGUUACUGUAAAGUUGGAGAAGAGAGACUGCUUGUUUAUGAGUACAUGAAAUGGGGAAGUCUGGAGUCUGUUCUUCAUGACAAGACCAAAGGAGGGUACUCAAGGCUUGAUUGGGCAGCAAGAAAGAAGAUUGCAAUAGGGUCUGCUAGAGGUCUUGCAUUCCUUCACCACAGCUGCAUACCACACAUCAUCCACCGUGACAUGAAGUCUAGUAAUGUUCUUCUAGAUGAAAAUUUCGAGGCUAGAGUUUCUGAUUUUGGCAUGGCAAGAUUGGUGAAUGCUCUUGACACACAUCUCAGUGUAAGCACCCUUGCGGGAACUCCAGGCUAUGUGCCUCCUGAAUAUUAUCAGAGCUUUAGGUGCACGACGAAAGGGGAUGUCUAUAGCUAUGGUGUGAUACUACUCGAACUCCUCUCAGGCAAGAAGCCUAUAGACCCUUCGGAGUUUGGGGAUGAUAAUAACCUUGUAGGAUGGGCGAAGCAGCUUCACAGAGAAAAAAGAAGUGAUGAAAUACUGGAUGUUGAAUUGACAGCACAGAAAUCUUUUGAAGCUGAAUUACAUCAAUAUCUGAGAAUUGCUUUUGAGUGCCUUGAUGAUAGGCCUUUUAAGCGACCAACAAUGAUACAAGUGAUGGCCAUGUUCAAAGAGCUUCAGGUUGAUUCUGAAAAUGAUAUUUUAGAUGGUUUGUCACUGAAAGAUGGAGUUAUAGAUGAAUUCAGAGAGAAAGAAUCUCAAAGUUCAUGAUGUUCGACUUUUGAUCGAACAUGAAAAGUUGCAUCCUACUGUAAAUAAUAGAACACUCAACUAGACAGAAGAAAGAUGCAAGGAAUUUGGUGGAGAAAACAAAUUGGCAUGUCUUUCAAUUGCUCAACAAUUGGGGUAAUAUAUAUUUUCUAUGAUCAUCAUAUUCAUCUUUGAAAGAGUUGGAAAGACUUUGUUUCUGUUGCCAUUGGCUUCUUUCUUCUGUCACAGUUUUGCUAACUGAUGUUCCACUAUUUGUUUUCUUUUGUUCUUUUUUGAAAUUUCCAAUUAUUGUUGUUCAUAGGAGGUCAGAAUUUUAGGAGUGAUGACACUGUCUUUUGUAAAGUUUGUAGUGUUAGCAUUAUUGGGAAUUAAAAUUAAUCAUAAUUGUAUCACUUGCACUUUGUUCUACUGAACUUUCCACUGUCAAUUUAUUUGCUGUUUCCUUCUUUUCCUA